AUGUCUAGCUCUCUUGACCAGCUUAAGGCCGCUGGCACGGUCGUCGUCUCCGACUCUGCCAUUGCCAAGUACAAGCCCCAGGAUGCCACCACCAACCCGUCGCUGAUUCUGGCCGCCUCCAAGAAGGCCGAGUACGCCAAGCUGAUUGACGAGGCUGUUGCCAUCGGCAAGAAGCAGGACGGUACUCUCGACGAGAAGGUCGAUGCGACCCUCGACGCCAUCCUGGUCGCGUUCGGCCGUGAGAUCCUGAAGAUCGUCCCCGGCCGUGUUUCCACCGAAGUUGACGCCCGCCUGUCCUUCGACACCAAGGCCUCCGUCGCCAAGGCCCUGCACAUCAUUGACCUGUACAAGGCCCAGGGCAUCUCCAAGGACCGUGUCCUGAUCAAGGUUGCCUCCACCUGGGAGGGUAUCAAGGCCGCCGAGAUCCUGCAGCGCGACCACGGCGUCAACACCAACCUGACGCUCAUGUUCUCGCUGCCCCAGGCUAUUGCCGCCGCCGAGGCCGGUGCUUUCCUGAUCUCGCCCUUCGUUGGCCGUAUCCUCGACUGGUACAAGGCCUCGACCGGCAAGACCUACUCCAAGGAGGAGGACCCGGGUGUCGCGUCCGUCCAGGCCAUCUUCAACUACUACAAGAAGUACGGCUACAAAACCAUCGUCAUGGGCGCGUCGUUCCGCAACACCGGCGAGAUCACCGAGCUGGCUGGCUGCGACUACCUGACCAUCUCCCCUGCUCUGCUCGAGGAGCUCCUGAACUCCAACGAGGCUGUCCCCAAGAAGCUGGACGCCGCCGGUGCCGCCUCCCUCGACAUCCCCAAGAAGACCUACAUCUCCGACGAGGCCACCUUCCGCUUCGACUUCAACGAGGAGCAGAUGGCCGUCGAGAAGCUGCGCGAGGGCAUCAGCAAGUUCGCCGCUGACGCCGAUACGCUCAAGGGAAUCAUCAAGACCAAGCUGAGCGAAUAA
Molecule: messenger RNA, 963 nt
Organism: Sporothrix brasiliensis 5110
Lineage: Eukaryota; Fungi; Ascomycota; Sordariomycetes; Ophiostomatales; Ophiostomataceae
Product: transaldolase
Exons: 4
Coding region: 1-963 (320 amino acids)
Biological process (GO): pentose-phosphate shunt; carbohydrate metabolic process; pentose-phosphate shunt, non-oxidative branch
Cellular component (GO): cytoplasm; intracellular anatomical structure
Molecular function (GO): transaldolase activity
Source: RefSeq, a predicted model, not a curated record